Molecule: messenger RNA, 1065 nt
Organism: Marmota flaviventris (yellow-bellied marmot)
Lineage: Eukaryota; Metazoa; Chordata; Mammalia; Rodentia; Sciuridae
Gene: Ngb
Product: neuroglobin
Molecular function (GO): oxygen binding; heme binding
Source: RefSeq, a predicted model, not a curated record
CCGCGGAGAUGGCGUGGCACGUGCGGUGACGGCGCCCGAGCCCCGAGGGUCCCAGCGCUGCGCCUCGCGUCCCGGAGAAAGCAUGGAGCGCCCAGAGCCCGAGCUGAUCCGGCAAAGCUGGAGGGCGGUGAGCCGCAGCCCGCUGGAGCAUGGCACAGUCCUGUUCGCCAGGCUGUUUGCCCUGGAGCCCGAGCUCCUGCCCCUCUUCCAGUACAACGGCCGCCAGUUCUCUAGCCCGGAGGACUGCCUGUCCUCCCCGGAGUUCCUGGACCACAUCAGGAAGGUGAUGUUCGUGAUUGACACUGCAGUGACCAAUGUGGAGGACCUGUCGUCCCUGGAGGACUACCUUGCUGGCCUGGGCAGGAAGCACCAGGCAGUGGGCGUGAAGCUCAGCUCCUUCUCGACGGUGGGUGAGUCCCUGCUCUACAUGCUGGAGAAGUGCCUGGGCCCGGCCUUCACACCGGCCAUGCGGGCCGCCUGGAGCCAGCUCUACGGGCUUGUGGUGGCGGCCAUGAGCCGGGGCUGGGACGACGAGUAAAAGGAGCCCCCUGCCCAGAGGCAGCCUCAGCUCUCUGCCUGUUGGUCUGUGUCCACUGUAGCCCUGGCUCCUCCAGGCCUCCCUGCAUCUCGGUCCUUGUCCCCUUGGCCAUACUGGAGAGGUGAUGGGGCAGGAGCGGGUCCCCCCUUCCCAAAUGCACAGCAGGAAGGGGCUUCUGGGUUCCCCUCCUCCCCGCAGCCUCCUCCCCGCCUGCCUUUUGACCUCCCUGGCACCCCCCUCUUGCCCCAUGAGAAGGAGAGAGUUUGGGGGGCAGAGGUGGCGUGGGGCUGGGAAGGAGCUCCGAGAGCCGGGGGCUCCUCUCUGUGUCGCCCUUCCUAGGACAAGUGGCUGGGCUCCAGCACCGCCCCCUGCUGCCCAGGCCUGUGCUGCUCUCCUGCCUGCCUCGGGUGUUUGUUUCAGACUUAGGGACAGACGUGUCCCAGCAGUGGAGCAAGUAGUGGGUGCCUUGGGAAGGGGGUGGCUGCUCCACCCUGGGGCUCCUCUGGCUCUCAACUGCUCAGAUACCC